AAAAAAGAAACAGGAACUUCAGUCUCUUCAAAGAAACACUUCACCAGUGACUCUGCCACUUCAGGGUGUUAGAAGAAGACGCAGCGAUAGAGAGGAGAGAGGAAGAGAGGAAAGAUGGGUCCACUCAGAGGGAUGAAAAUGUCUUUAUUUGUGAUUCUGAUGCUUCUGUUUACAGCGACUGCUGAAAAAAUCGUCUCCUUCAUUGUCAGAGAGGGAGAUGAAGUGGCUCUGCCCUGUGGAAAUGUGACACGGAAUCGGCAGAAGUGUGACCCGACGUAUUGGGUGACCGGUCGGGUCAAAAAGAGUCAACUGAACGUGACGGCGGACUGUUCUCUGGUUAUAAAAAGUGUCACACGUCAGGAUGCUGGACGCUACAGCUGCAGGCAGAUCAUAUCAGGGGAACAAGAACCGGAUGCUCUCAUGUUCCUGUCAGUUAUUCACAUUUCCAGUGAUGACACUCCGAGGUUCUACUGCUAUGUGGACACAGAUGGAGAGUGUGCACACACAGUUCAGUGGCAAUAUAAGGGUGGAGAUGGAAAUAUAACAACAACAGAGCGGCACUGUGAAGCCACUGCAAGAUUUACUAAUCGUAUUGAUCAGAGGUCAGCCCUUUAUAACUUGCUGUAUUGUAAUGUGACCGAUGAAAGGAGUGGACAAACCUUGCUGUGUGACGCCAUCUCCAAAUCAUGCAGAAAAGCAGAAAGCACAACAGGAAGAGACGACACUUCAACAAAGCAAGGUUGGCUCAGGUAUAUCAUUGUGUUUGUUGGAUUGGCAGCUUUCAUAAUAACUGUUGUGACAGUCAGCAUAUGGAUGAAAACCAAAGGGAACCAAACACAGACGGAUCACAGUGCUGUACAAAAUGAUGAGGAUGAAGAUGAAGGUUUAGUCCUCUAUGAAGACCCUGGCGGCUACAAUGCCUCUGUCAGAAUCCAGAAAAUGUCAGAUUAUCACCACCUUAAAACAGAGAAAACCUAGAGAAAUAACCAUGACACAAUGAUUUUGUAGGAUUUUAAGCACUCUGCUUCAUUUAUUCCAUCUUCUCAUGGUUUUUAAUUAUUCUCGCCAGUGUUUUACAUUGAUGAGGUCCUCAUCAGCUGGAAGCCAUGUUUUUGAAGCAUGUAUCCAAUGAAUCAGGGGAAGGCUAAAUAUCAGCUCAAUACCACUCCAAAGUCGGCUGUUUUUGUUUUGGGGGCAAAAAUCACAUCUGCAGCAGUUAAUAACGCAUAUAGUAUGUCAUUGCUGGUGAUAUAGGUACAAAUGUGAACAUAAUAGUUUGUACUCUUUGGCUACAGAAAGAAAAACCCACAAAGCUCAAUGAAAUAAGUUGAAACUGAAAAAAGUGAUAUUAAUAAAAAUGUACAGAUAAUUAACCUAUGAAAAUCACAUUGCUGUUGAAUUGUGGUUCAACAGAAUCCUUUUUUAACUAAUGAAACUAGUCUGGACUAAAUUGAUGGUGCUCUUUACUAAACAUUUUGAUGCAUAACCCUUUGAGGCAAUCACUGCAAUCAAGCGAUUUCUAUAAUUCUCAAUGAGGCUUCCUCACCUGUCCCAGGUAUUUUGGCCCACUCCUCAGGAACAAACUGCUCCAGCUGUCCCAGGUUUGAAGGGAGCUUCAGGCUCUCUGACACUGACCAGCACAUUUGGCUCCAGAAUGCCUUGAUAGUCUUGAGAUUUCAUUGUACCCUGUACAGAUUAGACACCCUGUGCCAGAUGCAGCAAAGCCCCAGAACAUAACCAAGCCUCCUCCGUGUUUCACACUAGGUAUAGGUGCACCUGAAAAAGUCACAAAUAUAACUUCUUAAAGGGAUAUUUCAGGAUUUUUGAAGUUGGGUCAUCUGAGGUGCUUGGCUAUAGUAGUAGCAUUAGCCUCCAGUGAUUUCUGUGAAAGUUGAUCCUAUGGUUAUAACAAGCUCAGAGAGAUCCACGGCAUAGUGGCUGUAGAUGGCGAUGUUAAAUCGAGUUUUACGUAAAAAAUGGGCCAAGAAAAUGCUCUCUCUUAAGUAAAUCUGUACGGCUAUACAAGCUGUACACUGGCUACUCCAAGUGAAAUCCAAGCUUCAUUUCUAUAUUGUCCCUUGAGACGACAUAAUAAAAUGGUUGCUGAAAUGUGAGGGGUGCACUCACCUUUGUGAGGUACUGUAUUUGGUUUAGCAUCAUCUUGCUGAUACUGUCAAGGCCUUCCCUAGAGACGUUGUUUGGUUGAGAGCUCUAAAACCACUGUCUACUUUUCAGCAUUGUUAGUUCCUUUCCAGAUGUGUCAGCUGCCAUCACCUUUGGCACUAAUGCAACGCCACACCAUCAGAGAUGCAGGCUUUAGAACUGAAAACAAGCUGGGUAGGUGCAGAAUAGAGCGUGUGUGCUUUCUAAAAAGAAAUUUGAAAUUUUGAUUCACCUGACCACAGAACAGUUUUCCAUUUCCGGGGAAAGCUGCACAGAGAUGGCUUAAAGAACAAGCUGAUAUUCUGGAUCAGCAGAGUUGAAGCCCAGACUUCAAUCCGAUAGAGAAUUGUGGCUGGACUUGAAAAGGGCCGAUAUCCGUGCAACCUGACAGAGCAUGAGCAGUUUAGCAAAGAGUAAACUUUGAGUGUCCAGAUGUUUGAGCCAUAUUGAGACCUAUUCACACAGACUCAGAGCUGUGACUGCAGCCAAAUGUGACUCUAGUAAAUACUGAGUAGAAGGAAGCAUAUUGAAUAAGCAGAUCCAGUGUGGUAACUUUACAGAGCAUAUUGUGGCGAUCCAGGAAGCAGUCACCUGGAGCAGGGACUUCUGGGAUUGCUUUGUACAAAAGAAUGCAUUCUUCUACUGUUCUAUAAUGUUCAUGUUUCAUUGCAAAGUUGAUAAUUAUGCAUGUUUUGUUUAUUGGUUCAUGUUUUUAGUGGAAAAUGUUUGACCAAAUGUGACACCAUGAGUGAGGGGGUCAUUGCUGCAGACUACCCUGUCUGUAUAUGUCUGUAUCUUGGAGUUCUUAAUAAAGUGAUGGCUGCUUAUACCUACUGCA
This is a messenger RNA of Cheilinus undulatus (humphead wrasse), 3001 nucleotides long. RefSeq lists its product as uncharacterized. Gene Ontology annotation, cellular component: membrane raft; external side of plasma membrane. The record is from RefSeq and is a predicted model, not a curated record. Gene Ontology annotation, biological process: positive regulation of ERK1 and ERK2 cascade; T cell activation; interleukin-15-mediated signaling pathway. Gene Ontology annotation, molecular function: MHC class II protein binding; protein tyrosine kinase binding. The coding region runs from base 115 to 978 and encodes 287 amino acids. Lineage: Eukaryota; Metazoa; Chordata; Actinopteri; Labriformes; Labridae. The transcript is spliced from 7 exons.